Asparagus officinalis (garden asparagus) is the source of this 1301-nucleotide messenger RNA. RefSeq names its product E3 ubiquitin-protein ligase PRT1-like. The coding region runs from base 68 to 1033 and encodes 321 amino acids. Gene Ontology annotation, molecular function: ubiquitin protein ligase activity; zinc ion binding. Gene Ontology annotation, biological process: proteasome-mediated ubiquitin-dependent protein catabolic process. The record is from RefSeq and is a predicted model, not a curated record. Lineage: Eukaryota; Viridiplantae; Streptophyta; Magnoliopsida; Asparagales; Asparagaceae. The transcript is spliced from 8 exons.
CCUCCCUGUUCAAACAUUCCAGCCAAAAUCCCUCAAUUUUCUUCUCAUUGUGUCGAAUCAGAUAGCGAUGGAUUCUUCUUCUUCUUCCUCCUCGAAGAAUUCUACCCUCAAUGGAGUUUUCAGAUGCGGCAUCUGCUUGGAUCUCCUCUACAAGCCAGUUGUUCUCGCAUGUGGCCAUGUUUCUUGCUUUUGGUGUGUACACAAAACGAUGCAUGGUCUGAAAGCAUCCUGUUGCGCAAUCUGCAGGCAACAAUAUUACCAUUUUCCUACAAUCUGUCAUUUACUUCAUCUAUUGCUUCUGAAAUGGGAACCUUUGCUCUAUAAAUCAAGAGAGAAGGAAAUACUUGAGGAAGAACAUGUUCUUGGAUACUUUUCACCUCGGUUUGUAGACCAUCCCUUCUAUGGAAAUGGUGCUAAAGAUGACAGGGAUGUACACGAGGCCUCAGUGGAUGAUGUUCUAUGUGCCAGGUGCAGUAAAAUGCUACUCCGGCCUUCUGUGUUGAACUGUGGUCAUGUGUAUUGUCAAUCUUGUUUGUGCUUCACUGUUGAUGGACUUCUAAGGUGUCAAGUUUGCGAUAGUGUACAUCCGGGUAAUUUUCCCAAAGUUUGCCUGGAGAUGGAUCAUUUUCUGGAGGAACAAUUCCCAAAAGAAUAUUGUGCCAGGCGUGAGAAUUUGCAUGAUAGGAAGUCACAAUUUCAACAUGCAGAUCUAUCAUUAAGUACUUUACAGAUUCAAGAGCAGAAUGUGCAAUCAUCUCUGCAUGCCAAGAACGAGAAUCUAAUCUCGCAACAAGAUCUGCAGAACACUAACAUCAGAAUAGGCUGCGAUAUAUGUGGGAUGUACCCAAUAAUUGGAAAGAGGUAUAGAUGCAAAGACUGCAAAGAGAAAGUAGGUUUUGAUGUCUGUGAAGCUUGCUACCAUACAAGCUUCAAACUCCCCGGCAGAUUCAAUCAGCAACAUACAGUUGAACACAGACUUGAAUUCGAUGAUUCUAGAUUGUUGUCUAAGAUACUUAUGCCCAACUCAUUGUGACCCGAAAGCCCAUUUCAACCUGAAGAUGGUGAAACUGAAGAUACUGAUAUAUCUGAAACUACCAUUGAAAAUGAAGUAUGAUGUGAAAUUUUGUAAUAAUAGCAAGUAUUUGUUGGAUUUAAUCUAAUAAAUCUAUUUGUGGGCACAUAUGAUUAAUCAAUGUGUAUUGCUAUCUUUCAGGAUAAUCCACUAAAGUGAUUAAUUAAUUUUGGUUAAUUGGGUAUUUAAAUAAGUCAUGGGGUUAUAUGUGCAGAUAUCAGGUUGUAAU